GCGUGUUGUGGGGGCGUGGCUUUGGAGCUACGCAGUUAUAACGCGGAAGGUAAACACGUGCCGUACACAGUUCAAUUUUACUUUAACAAAGAAUAUUUUCAUCAUGAGAGCUGUAACGCUAGAAACCCAGGCAAAGAGGACUUCCAGGAGGUCCAAGAUUGCCAAACCUGUUGUUGAGAAACGCAGGCGGGAGAGGAUCAACCAUAGUCUAGAGACAUUACGGCUUCUUCUUCUGGAAAACAUGGAUGAUGAGAAGCUGAAAAAUCCCAAAGUGGAAAAGGCUGAAAUUUUAGAGAGCGUGGUUCACUUCUUGCAAGCUGAAAUUCAGAUGAAGAAGGCUCCUCGUUUUGGAAAGAAGCUUCAUUUUGAGGAGGAGGCGAGACAACAGAACUACGAGGAUGGCAUGAGGUCCUGUCUGCGCAGAGUCAGCAGCUUCAUAGCUCACAAAUCACAGGAUUCUGAGCGCCAAAGUCCAUUGGAUUUCUCCCCGAUGUACGCCUCCUCCCCCGGUCACCUCUCGCCCCCGGGACAUCUGUCUGUUCCGGGACAGUCCCCCUCGGGCCAAUUCGGGAGGGCGCUUACAUCCUCUCCAUCUCUCUCUCCUCCACUGGUCCAGACGCCGAUGCACUACCCGAUCCACUCACAGACCGCUGCUCGGCACUGUGGUUUGACGCCACAAAAGCUCAACAGCGACACAGUGUGGAGGCCGUGGCCCCAGUAAAACACUUGAACUUAAAAAAAGUCUAUUUUUAUACGCUGCCUUUGUACAUUUGUAAAUAUGUAAACAUUGUACAGAAAUUGUACUUUUGUACAGAACAGAAGCUCUAGGGGUUUUUUUUUUUAGAUGAAAGGUGCACCUUCCUAAUUUGUGUCUGUACUUUUUUGCUGCUGAGAACACAAAUUGAAGUGUGCGUGAAUGAUUUCAAUGAAAUACAUUUGUGUUUUUUACCUUGUGAAAAUGUUUCCUUACGUGUUGAUCAUGAGUUUUGCAAAGCCUCUUGAUGAGCAACCUUGUUGUCUGGUACAAUAAAAGUACUUCUCUGCUCUUUCAU
Messenger RNA from Boleophthalmus pectinirostris (great blue-spotted mudskipper), 1052 nucleotides. RefSeq names its product hairy-related 5 (gene her5). The coding region runs from base 104 to 721 and encodes 205 amino acids. The record is from RefSeq and is a predicted model, not a curated record. The transcript is spliced from 3 exons. Gene Ontology annotation, cellular component: nucleus. Gene Ontology annotation, biological process: regulation of neurogenesis; regulation of transcription by RNA polymerase II; anterior/posterior pattern specification. Lineage: Eukaryota; Metazoa; Chordata; Actinopteri; Gobiiformes; Gobiidae. Gene Ontology annotation, molecular function: protein dimerization activity; RNA polymerase II cis-regulatory region sequence-specific DNA binding; DNA-binding transcription factor activity, RNA polymerase II-specific.